UUUUCUUUCUUUUUUUUUUUUUUUCUUUUACCUCCAGGCAAACCCAGGAGCUGGGUUCUGAACCCAAGCGCCUGGGUUCAUCGUGGGUUCCUGGGUUCACGACAAACCCUGGAGCUUGGGUUCGUCUUAUCUUCUUCUCCAUCCUUUCCUUUCUCCGUUUUUUUUUUUUUUUCUUUUUCCUCCAGACAAACCCAGGAGCUGGGUUCUGAACCCAAGCACCUGGGUUCAUCGUGGGUUCCUGGGUUCACAAUGAACCCAAGUGCCUGGGUUCGUCGCGAACCCAGGCUUCUGGGUUCGUCGUGGGUUCCUAGGUUCACGAUGAACCCAAGUGCCUGGGUUUGUCGUGAACCCACAAGUUGGGUUCAUCGUGAACUUAGUCUCUUGGGUUCGUCGUGGGUUCUUGGGGAGAAUCUGCAAACCUCCGCUUCAUGCCAAAAUGCAUCUGCUAUAUAUACAACCACAUGGCGAUGGAAUUAAACAAAAUUCUGGAUAAUCGCAUCGAUGAUUACACGGGGAUGCCAUUUGUGACCUCAAGUUCUGGGGAUUGUGGUUUCUUGAAGAACAUAAUGAUGCUGUUUUACGAAACGAUAAGGAAGGAAGUGGAGGAUAGUCAAAACAAAACUGGGUCGCAUUUUGCUUGGAGUAACUACGAUGACAUUAAUGAGUAUUUCUUGAGCAAAAGGUGUUUCAGGAGCCUGAAGUGGCCAAUCGACAUGCGGAGCAACUUUCUCUAUAUAGCUAACAAGAACAAUAGAGUGGGAAAGAUGGGGUUUGUGGACUAAAGGUCGUUUUGGAAUGUGUUUCGGAGCUUCGACAGGCUAUGGGUUUUGUUGAUUUUGUUUUUGCAGGCAAUGAUAAUUGUUGCUUGGGAGGAGACGUAGUCUAGAUGGAAAGCACUAAAGAGAAGAGAGGUGC
Rubroshorea leprosula is the source of this 915-nucleotide messenger RNA. The record is from the annotation of a GenBank genome assembly. Lineage: Eukaryota; Viridiplantae; Streptophyta; Magnoliopsida; Malvales; Dipterocarpaceae.